UCUCGCUCCACCCCCUCCUUCUCGCUCGCGCGCUCCCCUCCCCCCAGCCAGUCGUUCUGCUGCGCAGCUUUCUUAGCGGUUGUUGCCGCCGGAGACGGUUGGAAGGACCGUUGUGGGGAGUGCUACGCCAGGCGGCCGCCUUCUCCCUCCUCACGACCGCACCCUGCGGGCACCGGAGAGGGCGUUACUGUCUCCUGACAGGCAUUUAAUCAAACGGUAUUGAGAUGGAUUGGGUUAUGAAACAUAAUGGUCCAAAUGACGCUAGUGAUGGGACAGUACGACUUCGUGGACUGCCAUUUGGUUGCAGCAAAGAGGAAAUAGUUCAGUUCUUUCAAGGGUUGGAAAUCGUGCCAAAUGGGAUAACAUUGACGAUGGACUACCAGGGGAGAAGCACAGGGGAGGCCUUCGUGCAGUUUGCUUCAAAGGAGAUAGCAGAAAAUGCUCUGGGGAAACACAAGGAAAGAAUAGGGCACAGGUAUAUUGAAAUCUUCAGAAGUAGCAGAAGUGAAAUCAAAGGAUUUUAUGACCCACCGAGAAGAUUACUGGGACAGCGACCGGGACCAUAUGAUAGACCAAUAGGAGGAAGAGGGGGUUAUUAUGGAGCUGGGCGUGGAAGUUAUGGAGGUUUUGAGGACUACGGUGGCUAUAAUAACUAUGGCUAUGGAAAUGAUGGCUUUGACGAUAGGAUGAGAGAUGGAAGAGGUAUGGGAGGACAUGGUUAUGGUGGAGCUGGUGAUGCAAGUUCAGGUUUUCAUGGUGGUCAUUUUGUACAUAUGAGAGGGUUGCCUUUUCGUGCAACUGAAAACGACAUUGCUAAUUUCUUCUCGCCAUUAAACCCAAUACGAGUUCAUAUUGAUAUUGGAGCUGAUGGCAGAGCAACGGGAGAAGCAGAUGUAGAGUUUGUGACACAUGAAGAUGCAGUGGCUGCUAUGUCUAAAGAUAAAAAUAACAUGCAACAUCGAUACAUUGAACUCUUCUUGAAUUCUACUCCUGGAGGUGGCUCAGGAAUGGGCGGCUACGGCAGAGAUGCAAUGGAUAACCAGGGAGGCUACGGUUCUGUUGGAAGAAUGGGAAUGGGAAACAAUUACAGUGGAGGAUAUGGCACUCCUGAUGGCUUAGGUGGUUAUGGCCGGGGUGGUGGUGGCGGCGGCAGCGGCGGGUACUAUGGACAAGGUGGCAUGAGUGGAGGUGGCUGGCGUGGGAUGUACUGAAUUGUAUCCAGCAAUAUCCAAGUCCUGACAACAACAUUCAUCUGGUCUACUAGACUUUCUUACCAAUUUUUUUUGUAUUUUAAGAACUUUAUAAUGACUGAAGGAAUGUGUUUUCAAUAUAUUAUUUGGUAAAGCAACAGACUGUGGUGGGAAAAUCUGUUUUCUUUAGGUUUAAUUUGUUGCAUACUUUGACUUUAAAGAAUAAAUUUUUAUAUUCAAACCACUGAUGUUGAUACUUUUUAUAUACUAGUUCUAAGGAUGUGCUGCCUUCAUAAAAUUUGGGUUGAUGUAUUUUAAUAUUCGCUCUUUAAGAUGUAGUAUAGUGU
Elephantulus edwardii (Cape elephant shrew) is the source of this 1537-nucleotide messenger RNA. It is a transcript of the gene HNRNPH3, whose product is annotated as heterogeneous nuclear ribonucleoprotein H3 (2H9). Gene Ontology annotation, molecular function: RNA binding. The transcript is spliced from 10 exons. Gene Ontology annotation, cellular component: nucleoplasm; ribonucleoprotein complex. Bases 225 to 1211 code for a protein of 328 amino acids. The record is from RefSeq and is a predicted model, not a curated record. Gene Ontology annotation, biological process: regulation of RNA splicing. Lineage: Eukaryota; Metazoa; Chordata; Mammalia; Macroscelidea; Macroscelididae.